AUGGCCCAGCUCUGCUCACCCAUGUGCAAAGCCCUUCCUUAUCCUAUCCCAGUCCCUCCCAGAGGCCUGGGUGCUGGGGAGGGGUCGCAUAGUCCAGUGGGUCCAUGCAUGUCCGCCUGGGACCCUAGCGCGGCCCAGCUCCGAGACAGCGUCCUAGGGCUGGGGGCAUGGGGGCUGACAGCUGGCUGGCCCAGCCAGCCUCGCUGCUGCUGGCCCCCCGCAGACACUCCUCCCGGGAGGCUGGAGUCAGGGGCCACACUCCUGCCUGCGGUGGCAGUCACGGGACGACUCGGCCCCCAGGAGGCCCUGCUACUGGCACUCCUGGGCCUGGGGCUGCUCCUGGGAGCCCGCAGCGUGCCCCCGGCCCUGCCUGGCCUGGCCUUCCGCCCCCAUCCAGAAAUACACUGGCCCUGCUGCUUCCCCAGAUCGCCUUUUCCUCCGUCCUGGGUUGAGCAGGCAGGAGGGAACCCCUUUAUCUCCAGCCUGAACUGCAGGGGCCCUUUGGCCCCCCAGCAUGGGCGGCGGAUACCUGGGUCUGCAUCUGAGACAGCAAGAGAAGGCGGGGUCAAGGGACAGGGAGCCAGGGCAGGAUGUGGCGGCCACCUCUGA
Messenger RNA from Odobenus rosmarus divergens (Pacific walrus), 609 nucleotides. RefSeq lists its product as uncharacterized. Lineage: Eukaryota; Metazoa; Chordata; Mammalia; Carnivora; Odobenidae. The transcript is spliced from 2 exons. The coding region runs from base 1 to 609 and encodes 202 amino acids. The record is from RefSeq and is a predicted model, not a curated record.